AUGUUCAGAGGGAGUUUUACGAACAAAUGGAUUGUUGUUACUACUAUCAACUAUCCAACAGAAGACAUAAAGCGUCUUGCCAAGAUUCCCGGCUGGUCUUUGGUGGUGGUCGGCGAUACUAAAACACCAUCUAACUGGUCGUUAGAAGGCGUUCAUUUCCUUAGUCUCCACGAUCAACGACGUUUAGGUUAUAGCAUCGAAAAGGACAUGCCGUACAAAUCCUAUACAAGGAAAAACAUUGGAUACCUAUACGCUAUAGAGAACGGCGCACAAUGGAUUUAUGAUACGGACGAUGACAACAAGCCUUAUGGUAUACUUCUUUCUCUUUUGAGGGAAGGGAGGGCGAACCAUACCAAUGAUCGCGACCAAUUCUGCCUAUGUCACAAAAUGCGUACGGCUGCAGUACAGCAAGGUCUCGUACACAACGAUCCUGACGUCGAUGCUGUAUUCAGGUAUGCACAAGCUACUAAUGCUGACAAACGAAGCGGUCUUAACGAGGAAUUCAGCAGAAUGGCACCGCCGAUAGUGCUCGAAGCAGAAGUCACAGGAAAAUCUUGA
This is a messenger RNA of Cooperia oncophora, 558 nucleotides long. The record is from the annotation of a GenBank genome assembly. NCBI's taxonomy places the organism in Eukaryota, Metazoa, Nematoda, Chromadorea, Rhabditida, Trichostrongylidae.